Vitis vinifera (wine grape) is the source of this 894-nucleotide messenger RNA. RefSeq names its product pyrophosphate-energized vacuolar membrane proton pump 1. Gene Ontology annotation, cellular component: membrane. The record is from RefSeq and is a predicted model, not a curated record. Gene Ontology annotation, biological process: proton transmembrane transport. Lineage: Eukaryota; Viridiplantae; Streptophyta; Magnoliopsida; Vitales; Vitaceae. Gene Ontology annotation, molecular function: diphosphate hydrolysis-driven proton transmembrane transporter activity; inorganic diphosphate phosphatase activity.
AUGUAUGCUCGUUUGCUAUCAAAUGGAAAAGGAAAACCUAUGGUAUAUGAAUCUGGAUAUUGUCCACAAAGGAAAACCUUAGGUUGUUCAAGUUUCUCAGAGAAACAGCUUAUCAUCUCCACUGUUCUUAUGACUGUGGGAGUUGCAAUUGUUAGUUGGAUUGCCCUUCCAUCAUCCUUCACAAUCUUCAAUUUUGGCUCUCAGAAAGUUGUGAAGAAUUGGCAGCUGUUCUUGUGUGUGGGUGUUGGUCUUUGGGCUGGACUUAUUAUUGGGUUUGUAACUGAGUAUUACACUAGGAAUGCAUACAGCCCUGUGCAAGAUGUGGCUGAUUCCUACAGGACUGGAACUGCCACUAAUGUCAUCUUUGGCCUUGCUUUGGGAUACAAAUCUGUCAUCAUUCCUAUUUUUGCUAUUGCAGUUAGUAUUUUUGUUAGUUUCAGUUUUGCUGCCAUGUAUGGCAUUGCAGUGGCAGCCCUAGGAAUGCUGAGUACCAUUGCUACUGGGCUUGCUAUUGAUGCUUAUGGUCCCAUCAGUGACAAUGCGGGAGGAAUUGCCGAGAUGGCUGGCAUGAGCCACAAUCGAGAGAGAACUGAUGCACUUGAUGCCGCAGGCAACACCACUGCUGCCAUUGGGAAGGGAUUUGCAAUUGGAUCUGCGGCACUCGUGUCUUUGGCACUGUUUGGUGCCUUUGUAAGUCGUGCAUCGAUCUCAACCGUUGAUGUCUUGACUCCAAAGGUCUUCAUUGGUUUGCUUGUUGGUGCAAUGCUUCCUUACUGGUUCUCAGCCAUGACCAUGAAGAGUGUGGGAAGUGCAGCUCUUAAGAUGGUUGAGGAGGUUCGCAGACAGUUCAACACCAUUCCAGGUCUGAUGGAUUGUUGAUGAUGAUCCCAAAAA